This is a messenger RNA of Brienomyrus brachyistius, 4345 nucleotides long. It is a transcript of the gene ndst2b, whose product is annotated as N-deacetylase/N-sulfotransferase (heparan glucosaminyl) 2b. Gene Ontology annotation, molecular function: deacetylase activity; heparan sulfate N-sulfotransferase activity. The coding region runs from base 1174 to 3819 and encodes 881 amino acids. Gene Ontology annotation, cellular component: Golgi apparatus. The transcript has 14 exons. NCBI's taxonomy places the organism in Eukaryota, Metazoa, Chordata, Actinopteri, Osteoglossiformes, Mormyridae. The record is from RefSeq and is a predicted model, not a curated record.
GCGGUGACUAUAAGGCGAAAAGCGGCGGCAGCAGGGACCGUGCAGCCGGAGCCGCAGGACUCGCAGCCCGGCAGGGAUGCUGCCGUUCCGCAGACCGGCGGCUGGACACCGCCAGUAAAUGUGGUUGAUUAGUUAUUAAGCGAUGAGCCGGUGGCCAGUUUGCCUCUGUACUGAACGCCAAGCUGCACUCAUAAGGGGUGGAAAGCGGAGUCACUGGCCGGCGGGAUGCGGCUCCGUCGGCUGCUCCUUCGGCGGCUCCCCGGGCGCAAUUUCGGGCUCUGGCUUUACUGGGUACAGUGCAAAGUGGAAGUCGGGUACAAUUUGAAAUUAUAGAUAUCAGUUUUAUAUCGAUUUCUGAAAAUCUACUUUAAGUUACUGUACAUCUGGGAAUUAAUGAUUAUCUCCUUAAGGGAUUUUGAGUAUGACAUGCAACUUAUCGUGUUGUUUCCAUGCAUGCGCUCAAUAUCGAGACCAUUGUGUAAAUAUCCGGCCUGUUUCAGAGCAACGUUACAUCGUUCAACUGUCUAGUCAAGGGCGUAGAUUUGGUUUCAUCACUGGUAGGAGCCCCCUCCCCCCCCCACACACAGUAAUCGGGCAAUAUUGGUAAUGAUAUUAAAAUCACCCAUCGCAAAUAGACAAUGCACUUUAUCUGUGAAAUGUCUGUGCCGCAAGGUAGAUGUUCUCACACUCUCUUCCGAGGACAGAUGUCUUGUUUGGCCGGAUAACUUGUCGGACUUAAGGUGUAAGAGCUGUCACUUUUGGCGACUCCAGACGUUCCCCCGAGGGUGGAGAGCUGAGGAUGGAGAAAGGACGGAGCUUCGAAGGCUGCUCACCAAAACUAACAUUUGAAUGUUGAGGUUGAUGGAGUGAGAGAGAGAGAGAGAGAGAAGGAAGCACGGAGAGAAGUGACUCAGGAAGGCGGUGGAAGACAGGUGGGAAUCCACUUAGCACUGGGAAGUGGGGGAGGACUAACACCCGCGGAGGAGGGAGACACAGGGAAAUAUAUACCGGAAGCAGGACGACAGCUGGAUGGAGAGCGAGAGGAGCAGCCAGGCGCGCUGCAGGUCAUGAUGACAUAGUGUCCAUGGCUGCCCACCAGCAGUGCCCCUUCAGGUCCGGCUCCGCGGUCCGUUCCUCAGCCAUCGCUGCGACUGCCGCUCCCUUCCGGCGGACAUGGCAGGGGUGUGGAAAUCGGUGCGCCGCCCCAGGUGCCCAGAGCUGCGUCUCCUUGUCCUGGCGCUCUUAGUCUUCUGCCUGCUCUCCGUGGCCCUGUUGGCGUACUACGUCAGCAGCGGGCCCAGGAUCAAGCAGGCCCCGCCCCCCUUGCCUGCGGUUGAGUGCCGGAUGAGCGCCUUCCCCGCAGGUCUCCCGCGGACCUCCCAGCAGGAUCCCGCCAUCCGCCGCAGUGGGCCCAGCUUCCCAGCUCAGCCGCGUACGGACCCAGUGGUGCUGCUUUUCGUAGACAGCCUCUACUCCAGGCUCGGCCAGGAGAUCGUGGCUAUUUUAGAGUCCGGACGCUUCCGGCACCACGUGGAGGCGGCUCCCGGGAAGGGCGCCAUGCCCGUGUUGGCAAGCCGGGACCGGGGCCGCUACACCCUCAUAAUCUUCGAGAGCCUCUUCCAGUAUGUCGGCCUCGAUGCCUGGAACCGGGAGCUGCUGGACAAGUACUGUGCUCAGUUCGGUGUUGGUGUUGUGGGCUUCCUCCGCGCUGCAGGAAGCUCGCCACCUGAUUCCCAGCUCCGAGGCUUUCCUCUCGUCCUGCUUUCGGUCCGGGGCCUGAGGGACUGCUUCGUGAGCCCCACUGCUCCCCUGCUCCGCGUCACCCGGCCUGGCGCCCUGCAGUCAGGCCCUCUGCCCGGGGACGGCUGGACUGUCUUCCGCUCCAAUCACAGCACGUAUCAGCCUGUGCUGCUUGCUCAGGCCGGCCUGCCUGGCCCCCCCUCCCAGGCUACACCACAGGCCACGGUGCUUCAGGACUUGGGGCUUUAUGACGGCAUCCAGAGAGUUGUCUUCGGCAACGGCCUUUCCUUCUGGCUGCACAAGCUCAUCCUGGUGGACGCCAUCGCCUACCUGACCGGCGGCCGGCUUGAAAUGCCGCUGGAGCGCUACCUGCUGGUGGACGUGGACGAUAUCUUUGUUGGAAAGGAAGGAACCCGCAUGAAGGUGUCGGAUGUUGAGGCCCUGCUCAACACUCAAAAGAAGCUACGCAACUUGGUUCCUAAUUUCACCUUCAAUCUGGGCUUCUCUGGAAAGUUCUACCAUACUGGAACGGAGGAGGAGGACCGGGGGGAUGACAUGCUCCUGGUGCACCGGCAGGAGUUCUGGUGGUUUCCCCACAUGUGGAGCCACAUGCAGCCACAUCUCUUCCACAACGUCAGCGUUUUGGCUGAGCAGAUGCUCCUCAACAAGCUUUUUGCGCAGGAGCACGGGAUCCCCAUUGACAUGGGAUACGCCGUGAGCCCACACCACUCCGGCGUCUAUCCUGUGCACAGACAGCUGUACGAGGCCUGGAGGGCGGUGUGGGGCAUCCGCGUGACCAGCACGGAGGAGUACCCCCACCUGCGGCCUGCACACUAUCGCCAUGGCUUCGUGCACGCCGGCAUUAAGGUGCUGCCCAGACAGACGUGUGGCCUCUUCACUCACACCAUCUUCUACAGCGAGUACCCCGGGGGCCCUCAGGAGCUGGACCGCAGCAUCCUGGGCGGGGAGCUCUUUCAGACUCUCUUACUCAGCCCUGUUAAUGUCUUCAUGACUCACCUGUCCAACUAUGGGAAUGACCGGCUGGGUCUCUUCACCUUUGAGUCCCUGCUGAAGUUUGUGCAGUGCUGGACCAACCUGCGGCUUCACACGCUGCCCCCGGUGGCGCUGGCUGAGAAGUACUUCCAGGUGUUUCCGGAGGAGAAGGACCCCUUGUGGCAGAACCCCUGUCACGAUAAGCGUCACAAAGACAUCUGGUCAAAGGAGAAGACCUGCGACCGACUUCCCAAGUUCCUCAUAAUUGGUCCACAAAAAACCGGCACCACGGCCCUGCACAGCUUCCUGAGCCUCCACCCUGCUGUCGUGAGCAGCUUCCCCAGCCCAGUCACCUUUGAGGAGGUCCAGUUCUUCAGUGGGCCCAACUACCACCAUGGCAUCGAUUGGUACAUGGACUUCUUCCCGCUGCCAUCCAACGCCAGCACAGACUUCGUGUUUGAGAAGAGUGCUGGCUAUUUUCACUCGAGUGUGGCACCACGCCGAGCAGCCGCCCUGCUGCCCCAAGCUAAGAUCCUGGCCCUGCUCACCAACCCCACUGAGCGAGCGUACUCCUGGUACCAGCACCAGAGGGCGCGCCGCAACCCCACUGCCCUGAACUACACCUUCCACCAGGUCGCAACAGCAGCUCUGUCCUCAUCCCCAGAGCUUCUGGCCCUUCAGCGAAGCAGCCUGAGCCCAGGUGCUUAUGCUUCUCACCUGGAGCGUUGGCUACGCCACUACCAGGCUGGCCAGAUCAUGAUCGUGGACGGCUCCCUGUUCCGCUCAGACCCGGUUCUAGUGAUGGAUGGUAUCCAGAAGUUCCUGCCGGUCACACCGUACUACAGUUACGCAGAGGUUCUGACGUUUGACAAGAGUAAAGGGUUCUGGUGCCAGAAACUGGACGGGGGCCGAACCAAGUGCCUGGGCAAAGGCAGGAAGUACCCGGCGAUGGCGCCGGAGACACGCAUCUUUCUCUCGGAGUACUACCGCGAGCACAACUUCGACCUGCUGAGGCUGCUGGGCCGCAUGGGGCAGACGGCGCCCACCUGGCUGAGGGAGGAGCUUCAGAGCAGUGGUUGGCGAUGAGUGUUUGGAUUUUAGGCGGUAGGGCUGCCUGGCACUGAGACCUAUGAUGAGGACUGGCUUUCCAUGGACUGAGACGGUGACCAAGGGCCAACAGAUCUUGGUUAUUCUGCCUCUUUUAACUGGAUGAUCUCAGUAGACUUUCGUCCCCACUGGCCUAGGAAGGCCAGCCAAUUGGUAGAAGCGAGGCCAUGACCUUUUCACUUCUGAAGGAGAGGCGUGAAAAGUGCAUGGUGUCAUGGUACAUCCAGCAGAUCCUAAAGUGGAGGUAGAGUGGGAACUUCAUGUGCUUCUAUGACAGACGAUCAAAUUACAAAAUUCCAUUCGAGAGAUCUGCGUAUCUAGAGCAAUUCCCAAGUCUAACGCACAGUCCUUCUCAGUCACAUAGGUUUGGAUUUGAAGACUGGGAAAGUUAUUCAAGCUGCAAUGAACCAAAGCUGUCAUCCACAUUACAGAACCUGUUAUCUGUAUUUUUUUUGUAACUUAUAUUGCGAUGGCAAUAUUGUCUGCAAUAAAUGCGUAGAAAGGC